Osmia bicornis bicornis is the source of this 1952-nucleotide messenger RNA. RefSeq names its product transmembrane protein 126A. Gene Ontology annotation, cellular component: mitochondrion. The transcript is spliced from 4 exons. The record is from RefSeq and is a predicted model, not a curated record. NCBI's taxonomy places the organism in Eukaryota, Metazoa, Arthropoda, Insecta, Hymenoptera, Megachilidae. The coding region runs from base 1169 to 1828 and encodes 219 amino acids. Gene Ontology annotation, biological process: mitochondrial respiratory chain complex I assembly.
AGCUUACCACCUUGCUUACGAACUGGCAUUCUGCUUGAUGUUCAAUAAAUCCUGGUACAGCUACGUCGAGACACAACGUUGUAACGAGCAAAGGGGUUGACACGACGGGAAAGAGAGAGAGAGCGUGAACACACGACACACACUAGUUCACGGAGAAGGGAGAAGAAACGGAAAAGAGUAGCACAAAAGCACGUAGUGUCACUCCACGAUACUACACGAACGCGCACUAUUUGUCAUGCGAAUCGGCGACCUGUUUCACGGCUGGCGUAGACAGACUCGUACACGACUCGACACGUCACUCGCGAAACCUCCCGGUGGCCCGUCGAAACGUGGUAAAACGAAACGGAUAUAAACACAGACCGCCACCACUCGGCCACGGGCAAUAUGGCGUCGCGCUUACUCUAGCAGCCGGAAAACUGACUAGCCGCGAGGAACGCCACCUCCGAUUGGUCGAUCGCACCAUGCGUGACGUCAGAUCUCCUUGUUACGCGCUCCCCUGUGAAACCAACCCCUUACGAACACACACGAAUACACACGAGAUAUACCUAUUCGACUUUUACGAUGUAUCGACAAAAUUUUGAAUGAUGCUUCACAAGAACACUUCUAUUAGAAUCAUGAAACGGAAAGAAUAUAACUUUUAGAUCGAUUUAAGAGACGCGUUACUUUAUUAUUGAUGAAAAUCAUAUUUGAAUAUCGACGGCAUGUUUCAAAUUAACUUUUGCGCACUUUCCUAAGCUCCCGUUAUGUGUCGCGAUCGGUCAAGAUUUUUAGCAGUGCCAUCUAAUGGCAAGAAUUAAAAUAUAGCUAGAUAUAGUGUUCAGGUCAUCAGGUGUAGUGUUAAAAAAUGUGGAAUUAUUAUUUAAAAUAUUUAUAACUGGAAUAAAAGAGAAAACUAUUUAUAAUACCUUUAAUAUUAACGAUCGAAGAGAUAAAAGUUUGUACAAGAAGCACUGAAGUACUGUAAAAUUUUUGUAUUGCGUUCUAUUUCUUGUUUUAAAUAAAAAAUUUUACCUUUGGAUAAAAUUUGCAUACAUAGAUUGUUCAAAUGAUUGUAAAUUAAGUACAUAUAAUAUUAUAGUUAUAGCUUUUAAUAUUCUAUUAGUAUAACAAAUCCCAUACGUAUAUACGUGUAGUUUUGAUUCUAAAAUAAGAUUUAGAAAAUUUUACAAUGGCACUCGUGCCUGGAAGGAAAGAUACUUUUAUAGAUCAAAAUGUAAAAGAUGGUUUAAAUUUAUCGCAAAUAGAAGCUAUCGAUGUUCAAAAGAAAUUAAUUAAUGAAUGGGAACCUAAAAGUGAAGUAAUGGCAUUACAAUAUGGAAGUUUCAUUAUAGGAACAACAAGUUCUAUGUCUGCACUAAUGAUUAACAGUAUAUUUAGACGUAAAUUGAAACUUCGUUCUGCUGGACAAUUUAUAACAUCAUUCGGUUUAAUGGUAGCAUCAGGAGGAAUGUCAUUAAUAGGGCACGAAUUAUUCAUUACAAAUGACAUAUUAUUAUACAAAAACCAAUGUCCAGUAUGUUAUGAAAUGAAAGCAAGUUUAUUCUUGAAUGGCACUGGAAUAUUGUAUCCUUUAUUGUUAUCACCAUCCCUAAAUCUUGCGAUUGCAGGAAGUGUGGGAUUAAGAACUCCACACAUAUUUGAAAUAAAACAGGUUGUUGGAUUUUGGUGGAAUGUUGUCAAACCUGCAAUUAACCAUAUCUCACUUGCAUUUUGUAUAAAUUCAGUUAUUGCUAGUUUAGUUGUUUAUAAACAAUAUGGACAAAUGAACAACAUAGCAAACAUUUUAAAACGAAUUGAAGAUAAACAAAGUGAAAACAGUUUAACAUAAAGGUACAUUUAAACAUCUUAAUGUAGUACAUUUUAUGUAUAUACAUUUAUAUAUGUAGUCUAAUACACAUUUGUACAUGUAUUGGUAUAUAAGGAAAAUAAAUGCUCUUACAUAAAAAAUGUAA